UUGAGAGCUAGAGACACAUUCAACUCUUACUCUGCUCAUCAUUUGUUUCUUGUAAUACAAGUCAGCAUGUUACAACCGGAGAACGCAAAAGUGGAGCAAUCUGGUGGAGGUGACAAGAUCACAUUGGUGCUGCUGGGAAAGAACAGCAAUGAUAAGUUUAUGAUAGGAAAUACCAUACUAAAAGCAGAGCGUUUUAAAGCUGGAAAAGACACAUGCACAAGAGUUGAAGAAAAAGUAGACAAUCAUACGUUCUGUAUCAUCAAUACUCCAGACCUCUUCCUCAAAGCGCACACAGAACGAGAAACUGGCAAUAUAGAGGAGAAUAUAAAGGAGAUAAAACCCCUAUAUCCUGGGCCACGUGUGUUUCUUUUGGUACUGCAAAACAAACCGCUCUCACAGAAAAAGAUGAAGAUGUUCAGCCAGCUAAAAGUGAAAUUUGGAGAGAAAAUGGUGGAAAAUACUAUUGUAGUGCUAGUUAACAGCCAGGAGAAAAAAUCUGGAGAACCACAUGACCAAGCUGAUGAGAAUCUCAAAAAACUGCUAGAUGAGUGUGGACAGAGAAUGUAUGUUCAUGACGAGAAAAAAGAUAACGAGCUGACCAAACAGGUAGUGGAGGAAUGGAAGAGAAUACAUGAAAAGCAGGUUAAAGAAUCAAGCAACUCCGCACCUGCUGAAAGGAUAUAUGAGGAGAUUGAUAUGUCACGUGUAAAUAAAGCAUCAUGGGUGUCUGAAAACAGCAAAGCACAAACUGGCCACACAUCUGAAGGUGAAUGCAUGAUGACAGUGGUCCUGCUGGGAAAGAACACCAAGAAGAAGUGUCUGAUAGGGAACAUCAUUUUUGAAAAAGAGAAUUUCCAACCUGAAAAGGUCAGCUGUGAGAAGAUUGUGGAUAAUGUUGGUGGCCGGAAAAUCUGUAUUAUCAAAACUCCAGACAUUUUCCAUGAACCAAGCUCAUCAGAUCCAGAAGCCGACAGUAUGAAGGAGCUGAAGCCAUCAUAUGAAGGACCACGUGUGUUCCUCCUCGUACUCCAGGACAGAAUGGUGUCACAAGAAGAGAUGGAGAUGUUUACUGAACUGAAGAAGAAGCUUGGGCAGAAAAUGGUUGAAAACACAAUUGUGCUGGUUAGCGGUGAAAGAAGGGUAACUGCAAAUUCAAUGGACAGACCAACAAACUUCAAAAAAGACUACUACAUAACCAUCCUGAAUGAGUGUGGAAACAGAGUGUGUGUUUACAAUAGACACAUGAAAAAUAGUGAAUUAUUUGAAGAACUGAUAAAACACAGGGAAAGCAUGCAGAAGAACCAAACACCUGAAUCAAGGAUGCCUGGCAGUUCUGAGACAUCGCUAGCACACAACAAAUCAGCUAAGAUGCAGCCACCAAAACCUUUGACCAUCGUGCUGCUGGGACAGACAGGAUGUGGGAAGAGUGCUACAGGAAAUACCAUAUUAAAAAGACAACAUUUUGAAUCACAUGCCAGUUCUGUGCCAGUAACAACAGAGUGCAAGAUGGCAGAAGAAACUGUUUAUGAAAGGAGGAUUAGGGUUAUCGACACCCCAGAUUUCUUUAACGAAGACCUUAAAAACCAGGAAGAACAGAUAAAGAAGUGCAAAGAGCUCGCUCAGCCUGGACCUGAUGUGUAUUUGCUGGUUAUGCAGCUUGGCCGUUUCACAGAGGGCGAGAGAGAGGUUCUCCCACACCUGAAGAGAGAGUUUGGCGAGGCUGUGACUUUAAAGACUGUAAUUCUUUUCACAGGCAGAGAGAAGCUGAAGAACAAGACUUUACCUGAGUACAUCAGUGGUAGUGACGAAGAACUUCAGGAACUGAUCAAAACCUGUCAAUCAAGAUGUUGUGCAUUUAACAACAACAAUGAGAAAUGCCAUCAUCAGGUGAAACAACUUCUGGAGAUCAUUUCUGACAUGCUGGAAAACAGUCCCACAGCAAAGCAUCACAAUUAUGGAAAGAAGCAUAAGGAGGUCAAAGAAUGCAGUAUCUUGUAAGAUAAAUUGUGUGUGUGCACAGCUGUAACUGGGGAACCUUUUCUUAAAAAUGCUUAAGUUUUAUUAUGGUUCGUCUACAGUUGUUACAAUUGUGUACUGUAGGGUGUAAUAUUAAGGACUGUUAGAAGCAUAUUUAAUUGUAUCUGUAUUUACUGCAAACCACUAAUAAUACUUUGUGCAGCAGAUACAUAAUCCUGAUUGUACUGGAAAGAACGUGAAAUAUUUAAA
This is a messenger RNA of Labeo rohita (rohu), 2226 nucleotides long. RefSeq names its product GTPase IMAP family member 8. The record is from RefSeq and is a predicted model, not a curated record. Gene Ontology annotation, molecular function: GTP binding. The transcript is spliced from 6 exons. Lineage: Eukaryota; Metazoa; Chordata; Actinopteri; Cypriniformes; Cyprinidae. The coding region runs from base 67 to 1998 and encodes 643 amino acids.